Molecule: messenger RNA, 2934 nt
Organism: Phodopus roborovskii (desert hamster)
Lineage: Eukaryota; Metazoa; Chordata; Mammalia; Rodentia; Cricetidae
Gene: Lss
Product: lanosterol synthase
Exons: 22
Coding region: 51-2252 (733 amino acids)
Biological process (GO): triterpenoid biosynthetic process; cholesterol biosynthetic process
Cellular component (GO): lipid droplet
Molecular function (GO): lanosterol synthase activity
Source: RefSeq, a predicted model, not a curated record
GCUGUCAGGUAAGGCGCUGGCGAGCCGGUGGCACAGAGUACGCUGCUGUCAUGACUGAGGGCACGUGUCUGCGCCGUCGAGGGGGACCCUAUAAAACCGAGCCAGCCACUGACCUCACCCGCUGGCAGCUCCGCAAUGAGCUGGGUCGGCAGAGAUGGACGUAUUUCCAAGCGGAGGACGACCCUGGUCGAGAACAGUCCGGGCUAGAGGCCCACUCUUUGGGACUGGACACAAAGAAUUAUUUCAAAGACUUACCUAAAGCUCAAACAGCCCAAGAGGCGGCCCUGAAUGGAGUAACAUUUUAUGCCAAGCUGCAGGCUGAGGAUGGACACUGGGCGGGUGAUUAUGGUGGUCCUCUCUUCCUCUUGCCAGGUCUCCUGAUUACAUGUCAUGUGGCACACAUCCCUCUGCCAGCUGGAUACAGAGAGGAGAUGGUGCGGUACCUGCGGUCAGUACAGCUUCCUGAUGGUGGAUGGGGCCUGCAUGUUGAGGACAAGUCCACAGUGUUUGGGACUGCACUGAACUAUGUGGCUCUCAGAAUCCUGGGUAUUGGGCCUGAUGAUCCUGACCUUGUACGUGCUCGGAACAUUCUUCACAAAAAAGGUGGUGCGGUAGCCAUCCCCUCCUGGGGGAAGUUCUGGCUGGCCAUCCUGAAUGUUUAUAGCUGGGAAGGACUCAAUACCCUAUUCCCUGAGAUGUGGUUGUUUCCUGAAUGGUUCCCUGCCCACCCCUCCACCCUCUGGUGUCACUGCCGGCAGGUCUAUCUGCCCAUGAGCUACUGCUAUGCCACUCGGCUAAGUGCCUUAGAGGAUCCACUGGUUGAGAGCCUCCGCCAGGAGCUCUAUGUGGAAGAUUAUGCCAGCAUCGAUUGGCCAGCACAGAAGAACAACGUGUCCCCUGAUGAGCUGUACACACCACACAGCUGGCUGCUGCAUGUGGUGUAUGGACUCCUCAACCUGUAUGAGCGUUUCCAUAGUACCAGCCUGCGGCAGCGGGCCAUCCGAAUGCUGUAUGAACAUAUUGCUGCCGAUGACCGGUUCACUAAGAGCAUCAGCAUUGGCCCGAUCUCAAAAACCAUCAACAUGCUUGUUCGUUGGUCAGUGGAUGGGCCAUCUUCCUCUGCCUUCCAGGAGCAUGUCUCUAGGAUCCCAGAUUACCUUUGGCUGGGCCUUGAUGGCAUGAAAAUGCAGGGCACCAAUGGAUCACAGGUCUGGGAUACCUCAUUUGCUAUCCAAGCACUGUUGGAGGCAGGUGCACACCAUAGACCUGAGUUUUUACCCUGCCUGCAGAAGGCUCACGAAUUCCUGCGGCUUUCACAGGUCCCAGACAACUUUCCUGACUAUCAGAAGUAUUACCGCCAGAUGCACAAGGGUGGUUUCCCCUUCAGCACACUGGACUGUGGCUGGAUCGUUGCAGAUUGCACAGCCGAGGGUUUGAAGUCUGUGCUGCUCCUGCAGAAGCAGUGUCCCUCAAUCAGGGAGCACGUCCCCCGUGAGCGGCUCUGUGAUGCUGUGGCUGUAUUGUUGAGCAUGAGGAAUUCUGAUGGAGGAUUUGCUACCUACGAGACCAAGCGUGGGGGGCAUUUGCUGGAGUUGCUGAACCCCUCAGAGGUCUUCGGAGACAUCAUGAUUGACUACACAUAUGUCGAGUGUACCUCAGCAGUGAUGCAGGCUCUGAAGCAUUUCCAUGAACACUGUCCAGACCAUAGGGCAGCAGAGAUCAGAGAGACCCUUCAGCAAGGCCUGGAGUUCUGCCGAAAGAAGCAGAGAGCUGAUGGCUCCUGGGAGGGCUCCUGGGGGGUUUGUUUCACCUAUGGCACCUGGUUUGGCCUGGAAGCUUUUGCUUGCAUGGGACACACCUACCAAGAUGGGACUGCAUGUGCAGAAGUGUCUCAGGCCUGCAACUUCCUCCUGUCCCAGCAGAUGGCAGAUGGAGGCUGGGGGGAGGACUUCGAGUCCUGUGAGCAGCGGUGCUAUGUGCAAAGUGCCAGGUCUCAGAUCCAUAACACAUGCUGGGCCCUAAUGGGCUUGAUGGCUGUCAGGCAUCCCGACAUCUCUGCUCAGGAGAGAGGAAUUAGAUGUCUGCUGGAGAAGCAGCUCUCCAAUGGAGACUGGCCUCAGGAGAACAUCUCUGGGGUCUUCAACAAGUCCUGUGCCAUCAGCUACACAAGUUAUAGGAACAUCUUCCCCAUUUGGACCCUGGGUCGCUUCUCCAACCUGUACCCUGACAAUACCCUCGCUGGCCACCUUUGAACAUGUGUGUCUGUCUGUGCUGCCACUAGCCAGCAUCAUCACCAUACAGGUCCAGGCGAGGCUGGGGUUCUUGGCUAGGUGAAAUGAGCCUUCUUAGCCCUGCCCUAGGCCUUGUUUUCUAUUUCUAUAGAUGUGAGGCUGGGGAUAGGGUCAGGGUUGGUGUCUUUAGGUGCUUGGCAAUAUAGGUUUAGUUCUGAGAGUAGCUUCAGUGAGAAAGGGAAUGGGAUAAACCUUGAAGUCCAAGGAGGCGCAGUGCACUGUGCAGCUCCUGGGUGCGUCCUUCUCAAGGGAGUGAGGUGUAGGGUUUUCAUGACCAGUGACCUCCCCGGGAGGAGAGCAGCUGGCUCCUUCAUCUCCUCCUUUGUCUACUGUGUAAUGGGCCUCUGCCCAGACUUGUGUAUGCUGGGCUGGGGCAGUUAUGGCAACCCUAUGGUGCUGGUAUGCUCAGAGAAAGGCUCAGUGGGGAGUGAGACUGGACCCUUGUUCACUGUGUACUACUGAGUGGUGGCUCUUGUCCCUAGGAACUCCCAGUCAUGACCAGAUCAUCGUAUGAAAUAACCAGUUUUCCAGAAAGGAAAGGCAAACUUUUAUACUAAAUGUGUCAUUCAAAGUCAUUUAAAUUCACUGACUCCCAUAAUAAACAGACAUUCUGGGGCUGGAAUGAUGGCCCAGCAGUAGAGAA